Messenger RNA from Asparagus officinalis (garden asparagus), 603 nucleotides. RefSeq lists its product as uncharacterized. NCBI's taxonomy places the organism in Eukaryota, Viridiplantae, Streptophyta, Magnoliopsida, Asparagales, Asparagaceae. The transcript has a single exon. The record is from RefSeq and is a predicted model, not a curated record. Gene Ontology annotation, molecular function: RNA-DNA hybrid ribonuclease activity; nucleic acid binding. The coding region runs from base 1 to 603 and encodes 200 amino acids.
AUGCAAUUCAUGCCCCAGAAGGCUGUUAAAGGUCAAGCAUUGGCAGAUUUCCUAGCUGAUCAUCCGGUACCAGGACCAUCUAGGUUGUAUGAAGACUUACCUGAUGAAGUCGCUGAAGCUUGCGUAGCCCAAGAAGUUAUGCAAGUGUGGAAGUUAUUCUUUGAUGGUGCAUCCAGAGCAAACCCUCAAGGAGCAAUUACCACGAGAGUAGGAGUAGUAUUCAUCUCUCCAAACGGUCACGUGAUUCCAAGAGGAUUUUCUUUGAUCGCACCCUGCACCAACAAUGUAGCUAAGUAUAAUGCUCUACUAUUAGGGAUGCAAUUUGCUGAGCAGCUUAACAUUCAACACCUUGAAGCAUAUGGUGACUUUCAGCUCAUCGUAAAUCAAGUCUGUGGAGAAUACGAAGUACGUAAUGAGGAUUUACUCUCGUAUUACUUCACAGUGCUAAAGCAAGCUCGGAAGUUCAAAGAUUUAUUCAUUGGAUAUAUUCCUCAAGCUCAGAAUGCUUAUACAGACGCCUUAGCAUCGCUGGCAACCUCAUUAGCAUUGCCCAUAGGGGUUGAAACAUGUUACAAAAAUAAUUCUCGAGGAAAAGGCGACUAA